Cajanus cajan (pigeon pea) is the source of this 880-nucleotide messenger RNA. RefSeq names its product bet1-like protein At4g14600. The record is from RefSeq and is a predicted model, not a curated record. NCBI's taxonomy places the organism in Eukaryota, Viridiplantae, Streptophyta, Magnoliopsida, Fabales, Fabaceae.
AUGAAUCCUGAAUACAAAAUUUUGCCAGGAAAUGGCUUGAUUUAAAAACAAAUUGUGAUGCGUUGGCAUACAAUCGUAACUUGCAAUGAAUUCAAUGUGUUAAGGAAACUUUUAGAGCUGUGAAAUUCAUUCAAUCGUAACCUGCAAUUUGCAAAUAAUUCAAUGUGUUAACUCAUUUCCCCAUUUUUGUGAAAUUCAUUGAAUUCAAUUGGAGGGGUUUCCAUCUUCCAUUUCAAUGUCCUUCAAUUCUCACAGAGGUGGCUCCUUCAACGGUGAUGUUGCUCCUUAUCGAUCCAGAGAGGGGCUUAGCACCCGACCCAUUGCAGCCUCCGAUGAAAUCCAAUUGCGUAUUGAUCCCGGCGUCGACUUCGACGACGAAAUCACCGGUCUUCGUGGCCAAGUUAGAAAAUUGAAAAAUGUUGCUGAAGAUAUUGGUACAGAAGUCAAGUUUCAGAGAGAUUUUUUGGAACAAGUGCAAAUGACAAUGAUAAAAGCUCAAGCUGGGGUGAAGAAUAAUUUAAGAAGGUUGAACAAGAGCAUCAUCCAAAAUGGUUCCAACCAUAUUGUUCAUGUGAUUGUUUUUGCAUUAGUUUGUUGCUUUAUAGUGUACUUCUGGUCAAAGAUUUCCAGAAAAUGAUGGCUCGUUGUCAAAAGAUUUCACUCAAGGUCUUCUUUAGAUUACUAUGAUGCCUACUUUUGUUGUACAGAAAAGCUACCUGUUGCAGUUUACAGUUAAAAAUUACCCGGCUUCCGAGUUAUGUUUCUCGGUCGAAGCAGUAGUUCUGUAAAAUAGAAAGGAUAAUUUGUUUGUUUAAUAGAUUGCAAAAUAAAUAUCAGGUGAAUAUCUGAUAAAAGUAGAAAAUAGCAACCUUGAACUUUA